Letharia columbiana is the source of this 1611-nucleotide messenger RNA. RefSeq lists its product as uncharacterized. Lineage: Eukaryota; Fungi; Ascomycota; Lecanoromycetes; Lecanorales; Parmeliaceae. Bases 1 to 1611 code for a protein of 536 amino acids. The transcript has 2 exons. The record is from RefSeq and is a predicted model, not a curated record. Gene Ontology annotation, molecular function: ATP hydrolysis activity; ATP binding.
AUGGAUCCAUUAGGACCAUUCUUGAAUGGGAGAGAAGUGCCCAAGUUCGAGAUGCUGAGUUACUUCUAUGAUUUUGAUGGGAAGGAACUUGGUGCAUGUCAGAAAUUGCAUUCCAUCAAGUCUUACGAUGGCAACAAGGCGAUCACAUCCCUACCAUGUUUUCCAGUCAUCUACUGGAAAGCUUCUCGGGGGCUGAAACCUCGCGAUCUCUUCAUUGAAAGAGGCAGACGAUUUAUCGAGUUGACGCGCAAAACGGACGUCGUGCAUAAGAGGUAUGAUGGUCGGACUCUGGCCAUGGAUGAACUUAGAGAAGAGGUCGACUCUGAAGUGAUAAUAGAUGUCAGUAUGGCUUUGUUAAAGAACAACUUGAUUAUAGUUUGGGGUCUUGCAGAAGAGCUGGAGCCAGACCGCCGCGAAACUUUGGAGUUCCUAGAUCCCAGGUGCUCGCAGGAGGGAUGUUGCCAGAAUUCUCCGAUUCACAGAGACGACGAAGUAGAUCGAAAGCGUAAUGUCAAAAUGCUAGAGAACAAGGGCUUUAUGCGCGACUUCAUUGAGUCCGACAACGAGCUGACCGAAGAAGACUAUCUAGUGUGCCCCUGUUGGGUUUAUGGCUAUGUGCUGAGGAGUCGCAAAUGGGUGAAGCUGGAGGUAAGCCUGGUCGAAGAUAUCAAGGAUCGCGGGAGCGGCUUCGACUCUCUGGUCCUUCCCGACGGGCACAAAGAAACCUUGCUGGCUCUAGUCCAAACUCACUCUAAGGGCAAAAAGCUCGAGAUCGGUCUCAAGGCAGAGAACCGGCAGAUGGACCUCGUGCGUGGUAAAGGUAAGGGUCUGAUCAUCUUGCUACACGGGGAGCCUGGUGUGGGAAAAUCAUCCACUGCCGAGUCUGUAGCAGAAUUUACGCGCAGACCACUAUUCCAAGUCACGUGUGGUGAUAUUGGCGAGUCUGCAGACGAGGUUGAGAGGAGGCUGGAGAAUCACUUUCAGCUCGCUCACAAAUGGGGUUGUGUCUUGUUAUUAGACGAAGCCGAUGUGUUUCUUGAAGCGAGGAGUAAGACUGAUCUCAAACGCAAUGCAAUUGUCUCGGUGUUUCUCAGAGUUCUCGAAUACUACUCCGGCAUUCUCUUCCUCACCACCAACCGUGUUGGGGCCUUUGACCAAGCUUUCCGUAGUCGGAUCCAUAUGAGCCUCUUCUAUCCUCGGAUCGAGGAAGAUGCAACCAUCAAGAUCUGGGAGAUGAACAUCGACCGGGCUCGCGAGAUCUGGGGCGACAAGCUCUCCAUCGACGAGGUCGAUCGCAAGGGUAUUCUCAAGUUCGCGUCUAAGCAUUACAAGGAACUGGCGGAGUCGGAAACCACGUGGAACGGCCGACAGAUCCGUAAUGCCUUUCAGACUGCCAUCGCCCUGGCGGAGUGGGACGCUUAUCAAAGCCAGCUCAAGUUCAAGUCGCCAGUCCCGCUCAAGCCGAGGCUAGAACCGGGGCAUUUUGAGCAGGUGGCGAAGGCGUCGAAGCAUUUCGACGCGUAUCUGAAGGAGACUCAGGUUGGAACUAUGUCGGAUUUGGCGAGCGAUAAUCGUGAGCGCAGGGACGACUUCCGCGGAGUGAAGUCUUGA